AUGUUAACGACCAAGCUAGCCUUCCAAACAUUUGCAAGAAAAGCAGCGCAGUCCACUGCCGUCCACCGUGGCCAAGUUCAACCUCUUGUCAGCGGAUUAUGGAACAAUGCGAGCCUGACUAUCUCCACGGCCCCAGCGACUACUAACUACUCUAUUCCCACUGAACUGGCCUUGCCCAACUCGGCUGGUGUGAGAUCUUUCAGCACAGCAGCUACGAACACUGUUGGCAAGCUUGAUCCAUCAGUUGUAAACAAGAUCAAAGAAGAACUGAAGCAAGUCGAUACUAAUGAGGAUGGACACCUUGAUGCUGAUGAACUAAUGGCUCUCUUCAAGAAACACAACUCCGCUUUCAAAGAUGCAGAAAUCUUGGAGGCACGAGAUAUGUUCUACGCUGGUCAAGCUGGCGGAGGCUUGAAAUUCGACGAUUUCAUUGACAUUCUUGAAAAGGUCACCACCAAACCUCAGAACGAUCAUCCAAUUCUCAAUGGAAACUUCAGUUCCGAGUACAUCUACCGCAAAUCACAUGCCUACACCAAUGAGGAGCUCGCAAUCGAGCUAACGCAUACACCACCGGAAAACAUGAGAGACCGCAUGGCCUUGAAUGCAGUCAAAGGAGUUCGUGCGUUUUUCGACACGAUAACAGGCUGGAAUCAUAAGGCAAUGACCAAAGACAUGGUCAUGUACCGUGUAAUAUUCUUGGAGACAAUCGCUGCAGUCCCCGGUUUCAUUGCUGCCAUUACAAGACACUUCAAGAGUCUCCGAAGAAUGGAGAAGGAUGGUGGUCUUCUUCAUCUAUUUUUGGAAGAGGCCAACAAUGAGCGAAUGCACUUGUUGUCCUUCAUCAAAAUGAAGAAUCCUGGAACGCUUUUCCGCGGAUCCGUCGUCGUGUCUCAAUUUGGAUUCGGCACCGCCUUUUUGGGUACCUACAUGAUGUCACCCAAAUUCUGCCAUCGUUUCGUUGGAUACGUGGAGGAAGAAGCUUGUUCGACCUACACCAAGAUUAUCGAUGCCAUUGAGACAGCACCCGAAGACAGCGAACUUGCAAGCUGGCGAACGGAAUUGGCACCUGCUAUCGCUCUUGGAUAUUGGGAACUCGGCGAGAAUGGAACCGUCCUAGAUCUGAUGUAUGCUAUUCGAGCAGAUGAAGCGGAGCAUCGUAAUGUCAACCACGCUACCAGUGAGCUUGCACUGGGGCAAACCAAUCCCUAUAAUGACCCCGAGAUGAAGGUGUCAAUUCUCUUGCGAAAGUACGUGAGGGACAUCAUGUCACGGGAUCAGCAGUUGAGCCCAGCAUAA
Cylindrotheca closterium is the source of this 1296-nucleotide messenger RNA. Lineage: Eukaryota; Bacillariophyta; Bacillariophyceae; Bacillariales; Bacillariaceae. The record is from the annotation of a GenBank genome assembly.